AUGGAGUCUCACAACCAAGUGCCUACUACCUCUCAAACUCAUUCUUCACCAGUGCUUUGCUCAUCAUGUAAUGAAGGAUUAGCAGGAGAAUUAAUUCUCAUGAUGGAACAACAAAUAAUUGAGCCUAUUCUAGGCUUGCCGUUCAUCAGAGAAAUGAUGGAAGGAACACUGAGUGAAGAGAUUUUCCGAUUCUACAUCAUCCAAGAUGCUAUCUAUUUGCAAACAUUUAGCAAAGUGUUUGCAUUGGUAGCAACAAAAAUUGAUUUAAUGAAAACACCAAACGGAGAACAACAAUAUUUAUUCUUAUUGGAGCAAUCAAAAGGAGCACUUGAAGAAUCCUUUAAAUUACAUCAUGAGUAUUUUAAAAAGUGGAACAUUAAUGCGUUCAAAGAAGGUUCGAAAAGUUCCAAAUCUUGCUUGCUUUACACAAGCUUUUUGUUGUCAGCGGCACAUUCUGAUUCCUUAUUAGAAGCAUUGUGUGCAUGUUUACCAUGUUACUAUAUUUAUUUCAGGGUGGCACAAUAUAUUACCGACAGAAUGUUGUCAAAUUCAACAGAAUCAUCAUUAUUAACAGAUUCUCAUCCAUAUGUGGACUGGAUUAAAUCAUACAGCUCUGAUGAAUUUAAAAAAGGAGUAGAAUUAUUUUCUGCUUUUAUCAAUCAGUACGCUCAAACUGCUUCGGAGAGAGAACGAGAAAAGUGUAGAGAAAAUGUGACAAUUACUAGUCAAAUGGAAUAUUUAUUUUGGAAUUCUUCUUACUACAUGGAGGAAUGGCCUAUUGAGGAGUUAGAUAGAAAACGAACUUUGCAAUCCUCUAACUCUGCUAAAGUACCAAAAGCUGUGCUCACUAUUGCAGGAUCAGAUUCCGGAGGAGGUGCUGGUAUCCAAGCUGAUUUAAAUACUUUCCAUGCACAUCAUGUAUUUGGAACAAGCGCUAUUGCGGCCCUUACAGCCCAAAACACGUUAGGAGUACAAGGAGUAUUUCCUGUUCCUCCAGAAUUUCUUGCAAAGCAAAUUGAUUCCGUGUUAAGCGACAUUAAUGUUUGCGCUGUAAAGACAGGAAUGCUGUAUAGCUCAGAACUCAUUAGAGUUGUGAUUGAAAGAUUGAAAUUUUACAAGAAAGAAAGAACAUUGCAUGUAGUCGUAGAUCCAGUGAUGGUAUCAACAAGUGGUCAUAAUUUAUUGAAGGACGAAGCUGUUGAGAUCAUUGUGAAAGAAUUUUUCCCAAUAUCUACUCUCAUUACACCGAACAUUCCAGAAGCUGAAAGAAUCCUACAGCUCACAGAGACUCCGUUUUUAAUUACCAAUGUGGAACAAUCCAAACAAGCAGCCAAGAUUAUAUCAACAACUUUUGGAAUUUCUAAUGUUUUAGUCAAAGGAGGACAUUUGCAAGGUCCCUUCGCCGUUGAUGUGCUCUAUGAGAGUGCUGUUGACAUGUAUUACACAUUCCAAGCUGAUUUGAUUCAUUCAAAUAAUACACACGGAACUGGAUGUUCAUUGGCUGCAGCGAUUGCCUCAAAUCUUGCAAUGGGUUCCUCGUUGGAAGAUGCCGUUAGAAAGGCCAAACUUUAUGUUCUUAAUGGCAUCUUGAGAGGAUUCAACACAAGCAUUAAGGGAACAGGUCAUGGAACAUUGAAUCAUAAAUUAUGUUAG
Messenger RNA from Naegleria lovaniensis, 1653 nucleotides. RefSeq lists its product as uncharacterized. Gene Ontology annotation, cellular component: cytosol. The record is from RefSeq and is a predicted model, not a curated record. Gene Ontology annotation, molecular function: phosphomethylpyrimidine kinase activity; hydroxymethylpyrimidine kinase activity. The transcript has a single exon. Lineage: Eukaryota; Heterolobosea; Eutetramitea; Acrasida; Naegleriidae. Gene Ontology annotation, biological process: thiamine biosynthetic process. The coding region runs from base 1 to 1653 and encodes 550 amino acids.